This is a messenger RNA of Babesia ovata, 1026 nucleotides long. RefSeq names its product trehalose phosphatase, putative. The record is from RefSeq and is a predicted model, not a curated record. Bases 1 to 1026 code for a protein of 341 amino acids. NCBI's taxonomy places the organism in Eukaryota, Apicomplexa, Aconoidasida, Piroplasmida, Babesiidae. The transcript has a single exon.
AUGGGCGAUAUCGUUCUGGAAACGUCAGUGGAACACGACGUUAACUCAAGAGAAGCAAAUAGCGGAAAAAGGAGCAACAGCUGCAUGCCACCGGCACAUGGCCGUCCGCAGCAGCGCAGAAAUUCGAAGAAUGAUUGGAAUCCUCCUUUAGAUACGAGCACAUUGCCCGCCGCUGGCCUCUCCUCCAGUCGCUGCACUAGGGAUUUCGCUGCGCGCUGUAACCUGCUGCUACACAGCGGGGUGAAACGCUCACCAGCUGCUUUUCAGAGUACUACCUAUGAGCGGCCGCCGUCUCCGCAGAAAUAUCGAGGAUGGAACCACAGGUAUGGCGACACGGCCCCUUUGUCUGCAUCGGCAGAGGAAGGGAGUACCAGCCCCAAGCAGUCUCUUCAAGGCAAGUUACGCCAGCAGUAUGCUCGCUACAACCGUGUGUUCCGUGAUCCUCCGUCAGAGGACCCUCCUGCAUUGAAGCAGCGCGCUCCGAUUUCCGAGCUGGAGGCGAACAGGCAGCGCAUCAUGCGCCACUGCUGCAUCUUCAAUGACACGCCGGAUUCUAAUAAACAGCAACUAGAACGUGAUAGGGCCAAAUCCCCGGCAGCAAGGCCUCCUGAGGACACUUCGCCAGAUAGGUCUCCCGAUGAGCAGGAACAAACCAUUACGGAUGAGAGUCCCAAUUUCAGGGCGCCUUUGGUUAUUGAGACGACCAUCAUCGGCGGCACACGAACUGUGAUGCCACGCAAUCCGGAAUGGGAGGUAGUUGCCAUGCGGAUGUCCUGCAUCGAUCCGUCGAUGUCGGAGCGUGACAUCGAGACGCUGGCGCACAAAGCCGAUAUGCAGGUGGUAUCUAUUCACCUGGAUCGCAACAUAAUAUCGCACCUCUGUAACGGCACUGGGACCAUCAAGUGCCGCCACACCGGUGGUGAGCAAGGCCUGAUGUACUUUGGGCAACUGCUGGCGAAGCGGGGCAUCCGCCUCUGUAUAACGGAUCUCAUCUCCGGAUCUACCACGAACCAUGAAAGAUCCUAG